Molecule: messenger RNA, 2086 nt
Organism: Astyanax mexicanus (Mexican tetra)
Lineage: Eukaryota; Metazoa; Chordata; Actinopteri; Characiformes; Acestrorhamphidae
Product: zinc finger protein 664-like
Exons: 2
Coding region: 197-1402 (401 amino acids)
Biological process (GO): regulation of transcription by RNA polymerase II
Cellular component (GO): transcription regulator complex; PcG protein complex
Molecular function (GO): DNA-binding transcription factor activity, RNA polymerase II-specific; RNA polymerase II cis-regulatory region sequence-specific DNA binding
Source: RefSeq, a predicted model, not a curated record
AUCUUGGGGAGUCUAGAGCUUUGUUUUCCCGCACCGCCGGAGGAAGAGCAGGAUCAGCUGAACUAUAGAAGAAAUAAAAAUAUUCCAUGGUUUCUUCUGAAGUUUAUAACCACCAACAACCAGGAUAUUUAACCGAGAGCAGUGUUAAGCUGUUGGAAGAGGUGAAGCACAAGACAUCCAGAAAACUCUUCAGUACAUGCAAAUAUUGUUUUUUACAUUUCACAGACAAAUGAAGGCAAGUCCCGUCAUGGAGAAACAUCACCACCCUGUCAAGAGUUUUACUGCACAGAGUGAUCUCAAAAUUCAGCAGCUCGUUCAUACUGGAGUGAAACCAUAUUAUUGCUCAAAGUGUCAGAAGUGUUUUACUACACAGAGUCAUCUCAAAAAACAUCAGCGCAUUCACACUGGAGAGAAACCUUAUUACUGCUCAGACUGUGGGAAGAGUUUUACUGCACAGAGUGAUCUUAAAAUACACCAGCGCAUUCACACAGGAGAGAAACCGUAUUACUGCUCAGACUGUGGAAAACGUUUUACUACACAGAGUGAUUUUAAAAAACACCAGCGCAUACACACAGGAGAGAAACCGCAUCACUGCUCAGCCUGUGGAAAGAGUUUCUCUACUCUGAGUGAUCUUAAAAUACACCAGCGCAUUCACACAGGAGAGAAACCGUAUCACUGCUCAGACUGUGGGAAAAGUUUUACUACACAGAGUGAUCUCAAAAGACACCAGCGCAUUCACACAGGAGAGAAACCGUAUUACUGCUCAGAGUGUGGAAACAGUUUUAAUCAACAGAGUACUCUCAAACUACACCAGCGCGUUCACACAGGAGAGAAACCGUAUCACUGCUCAGAGUGUGAGAAGUGUUUUACUAAACAGAGUGAGCUCAAAAAACAUCAGCGCAUUCACACAGGAGAGAAACCGUAUUACUGCUCAGAGUGUGACAAGUGUUUUUCUCACCAGAGUACUCUCAAAAUACACCAGCGCAUUCACACUGGUGAGAAACCGUAUUAUUGCUCAAAGUGUAAGAAGUGUUUUACUACACAGGGUGAUCUCAAAAUACACCAACGCAUUCACACUGGAGAGAAACCGUAUUAUUGCACAAAGUGUAAGAAGUGUUUUACAACACAGAGUAAUCUCAAAGUGCACCAGCGCAUUCACACAGGAGUGAAACCGUAUCACUGCUCAGACUGUGAGAAGAGUUUUACUACACAGAGUUAUCUCAGAAUUCACCAGCGUGUUCACACAGGAGAGAAACCGCAUAGCUGCUCAGACAAUAAGAACUUGAUCAUUGGAGUAGGUACCGGGGGGGAUGAAUCAGAAUCAGGUGGAUUCGUUGCCCCCAAAAAUGAUAUUAUACCUGCUCAGCUCAGCUGUACUAUUAAAGAGGAGAUGGACCACUGACCGCUGUGUGAAUGAGAAAUCUUUUAACGCCAAUCAUGAAGCCGUUCAGGGAGAAAGUUCUGCCGGAGAAACAGCCAAUCAGCUUGCUGGUUUUGCGGAGCGUGGAGGAGAGUGGGAUUUUUCACUUCUUUUGAGUUUUGGCAGCGAGCUUGGUUUUAGGGUUUGUUAGAGUUUGUUCUGAAGUAUUGUGGUGUAAUUUAUUAUUGAGAAGGGGUAGAAGAGAUGGUGGAGCUGGAGAGAGAAAAAUGUGUAGAGGACUGAAAUAAACUGAAUUGAUCAGGACUGAACUGAUCAAAAGAAAGAAUAGGUUAAGAGAAGCAAGACUUUGCAGAAACAUACAGGAAAUAUAAGUCAUUUUAAAUCCAUUGUUGAUGUAUUAUGUGCAAAUUUAUGUAUAUGUGUGUAUGUAUGUACAUAUAAAAUAUAAUUGAAUUAAUUUUAUACACUUAUCAAUAUGCUUCUUUUGUCAUAUAUUAAUCAGAAACAUGUAUAGUUUUUCCUAAAUCAGUACUUAUAAAACCACAGUAAAUAAAUGCAUUAGUAUACAUUAGUACACUGGAUGUGACUGAUGUGUCAUUCAUGAAGACCUUUUUUUUUGUGUGUAUCUCUUUAACAUAAUAAUGCAUAAUUCUCUCAAACUUUGUUGUUUUUAAAAACAGCAAAAAUAAAGUUUUUUAAUCGCCA